CAAACAAGCGUAGCUAACCUAUAACCCCAUAUCCGUUUCCGUUCUCCGUUCUUUCCGAUUUGCGUCCCCCCACUGCCGCCAUGAAGGUCGAGUUGUGCAGUUUCAGUGGGUACAAAAUAUACCCCGGCCAUGGCCGCCGCUACGCCAGGAUAGACGGAAAGGUUUUCCAGUUCCUGAAUGGCAAGUGCGAGUCGGCCUUCCUUUCCAAGAGGAACCCCAGACAGAUCAACUGGACCGUGCUGUACAGGCGCAAGCACAAGAAGGGCCAGUCUGAAGAGGUGACAAAGAAGCGUACACGCCGUGCCGUGAAGUUCCAGAGGGCCAUCACCGGAGCCUCCUUGCAGGAGAUCAUGGCCAAGAGGAACCAGAAGCCUGAGGUCCGCAAGGCCCAGCGUGAGCAGGCCAUCAGGGCUGCCAAGGAGGCUAAGAAGGCAAAACAGGCAACCAAGAAGCCCUCUGCCCCCAGUACCAAGGCUCCUUCCAAGACAGCACCCAAGCCCAAGAUCGCCAAGCCCAUGAAGGUGAACGCACCUCGUGUUGGUGGAAAACGCUAAAAACCUGGAUGUAGUGUUUGGUUGUCAAUAAAGAUUAUCUUGGUAUUCA
Molecule: messenger RNA, 603 nt
Organism: Hypomesus transpacificus
Lineage: Eukaryota; Metazoa; Chordata; Actinopteri; Osmeriformes; Osmeridae
Gene: rpl24
Product: ribosomal protein L24
Exons: 6
Coding region: 81-554 (157 amino acids)
Biological process (GO): cytoplasmic translation
Cellular component (GO): cytosolic large ribosomal subunit
Molecular function (GO): structural constituent of ribosome; mRNA binding
Source: RefSeq, a predicted model, not a curated record